CCAUGUCCAACAACAUGGCCAAGAUCGCCGAAGCCCGCAAGACGGUGGAACAGCUGAAGCUGGAGGUGAACAUCGACCGCGUGAAGGUGUCGCAGGCGGCGGCCGAGCUCCUGGCCUUCUGUGAGGCUCACGCCAAAGACGACCCGCUGGUGACACCAGUGCCUGCCGCCGAGAACCCCUUCCGCGACAAGCGCCUCUUUUGCGUCCUGCUCUGA
Molecule: messenger RNA, 215 nt
Organism: Trichechus manatus latirostris (Florida manatee)
Lineage: Eukaryota; Metazoa; Chordata; Mammalia; Sirenia; Trichechidae
Gene: GNG8
Product: G protein subunit gamma 8
Exons: 2
Coding region: 3-215 (70 amino acids)
Biological process (GO): G protein-coupled receptor signaling pathway
Cellular component (GO): heterotrimeric G-protein complex
Molecular function (GO): G-protein beta-subunit binding
Source: RefSeq, a predicted model, not a curated record